Lotus japonicus is the source of this 2106-nucleotide messenger RNA. RefSeq lists its product as uncharacterized. The record is from RefSeq and is a predicted model, not a curated record. Bases 43 to 1980 code for a protein of 645 amino acids. The transcript has a single exon. Lineage: Eukaryota; Viridiplantae; Streptophyta; Magnoliopsida; Fabales; Fabaceae.
CCUUUUCACUCUCAUCCCAACAAAACCCUAACAACCAACACCAUGGCCAUUCUUCUAGGACCACCUGAAAUCCACACCACCACCACCACCACCACCACCACCGUUCCAACCACCACUACCACCACCCGAUCUGAGUCUGAUCCCUUCAUGGACCAAAUGGUAGCCAAUUUCAACAAAUUGGCAAACCAACCCUCACCCCCAAUGGGUUUUACAGAGAACAUGUCCGCUACCUUCCUCUCCUCUGGAAACCCCUGUCUCGAUUUCUUCUUCCAUGUCGUUCCCGAUACUCCCCCUGAAUCCCUCACCGAGCGCCUCCAAUUGGCCUGGUGGCACAACCCUCUCACCACCCUCAAACUCGUCUGCAACCUCCGUGGUGUCCGCGGCACCGGAAAAUCCGACCGUGAAGGCUUCUACGCCGCUGCGCUCUGGCUCCACCGUAACCACCCCAAAACCCUAGUUUCCAAUGUCCCUCUUCUCGCUGAGUUUGGUUACUUCAAGGAUCUACCUGAGAUUCUCUACCGUCUUCUGGAAGGUUCUGAUGCCCGGAAAAUCCAGAAGGAGGAGUGGAAGCAGAGGAAGAGAGGAGGCACCUCUCGCUUCUGCAACAGAGUUCCCAGAACCCCAUUUGGAGUAAGGAGAAACACAGGGAAACAACAGAACAAGAAGACGAAGAAGAACAAGGAGAAGAAGAAUGCUGAGGCUUUGGUGGAGUUUGCUAAGGCUGAGAAGGAGAGUGCUCAUGCUAAGAAGGAAGAGAAGAAGGUUGCCAUGGCGAAGAAGCUUCUUCAACGUUACAACACUGACCCUGAUUUCCGAUCUCUUCAUGAUCGCGUUUCUGAUCAUUUUGCUGAGUGUCUCAAGAGAGAUCGGGAGUUUUUGGAUUCUGGGUCGGUCAACAAAAUCAGCCUUGCUGCUAAGUGGUGCCCCUCUGUUGACUCUUCCUUUGAUCGGUCAACGCUGCUGUGUGAGAGUGUGGCGAAGAGGCUGUUCCCUAAGGAGGAGUAUGAGGGGGUGGAGGAGGCGCAUUAUGCUUACAGGGUUCGUGAUCGGUUGAGGAAGGAGGUGUUGGUGCCAUUGAGGAAGGCGCUGGAGUUGCCUGAGGUGUAUAUUGGUGUGAAUAGAUGGGACUCGCUUCCUUACAACAGGGUUGCCUCUGUGGCUAUGAAGUUUUACAAGGAGAAGUUUCUGAAGCAUGAUAAGGAGAGGUUUGAGAAGUACCUGGAGGAUGUGAAGGCAGGGAAGACCACUAUUGCAGCUGGUGCUUUGCUUCCUCAUGAGAUUAUAGGGUCAUUGAGGGAUUGCGAUGGUGGGGAGGUGGCUGAGCUGCAGUGGAAUAGAAUGGUGGAUGACUUGCUCAAGAAAGGGAAGAUGAAGAAUUGUAUUGCUGUGUGUGAUGUGUCUGGGAGUAUGAGUGGGAUCCCCAUGGAGGUGUCUGUGGCAUUGGGGUUGUUGGUGUCUGAAUUGAGUGUGGAGCCUUGGAAGGGGAAGGUUAUUACUUUCAGUGCAUAUCCUGAGAUUCAUUUGAUUAAAGGGGAUGAUCUUCAGUCCAAGACACAGUUUGUGAGGAACAUGGAGUGGGGGAUGAACACUAAUUUCCAGAGGGUGUUUGAUCUCAUAUUGGAGGUGGCUGUCAAUGGGAAGCUGAAGGAGGAUCAGAUGAUUAAGAGGAUAUUUGUAUUCAGUGAUAUGGAGUUUGAUGAAGCUUCAGCAAACUCUUGGGAGACUGAUUACCAAGCAAUCACUAGGAAGUACACUGAGAAAGGGUAUGGUUCUGCAGUGCCUCAGAUAGUUUUUUGGAAUCUUAGAGACUCGAAGGCUACCCCAGUCCCAGCAACCCAGAAAGGAGUGGCUCUGGUAAGUGGAUUUUCAAAGAACCUGCUGACAUUGUUCUUGGACAAUGAUGGAGAUAUAAGCCCCGAAGAAGCCAUGGAAGCUGCCAUUUCUGGUCCAGAAUAUCAGAAACUAGUUGUGCUGGAUUAGUUUUAAUUUCCUUCUGUAGUGAGAGCUUUAUAGAAUGAGACAUCAAUAUUAAAGGAAUGAAAUAUAUGAAGUACAGCAUCAUUAGAUUGUUGGAAACAAAUUUAUGAUAUUAUUGACCCUGUAUUA